Cicer arietinum (chickpea) is the source of this 2358-nucleotide messenger RNA. The record is from RefSeq and is a predicted model, not a curated record. Lineage: Eukaryota; Viridiplantae; Streptophyta; Magnoliopsida; Fabales; Fabaceae.
GUACGAAUGUGUGUCGAUUAUAGGGACCUUAAUAAAGCUAGUCCUAAAGAUGAUUUCCCGUUACCUCACAUCGAUAUUUUGGUUGAUAAUACGGCUCGCCAUUCACUCUUCUCUUUUAUGGAUGGUUUCUCUGGGUAUAAUCAAAUUAAGAUGGCAGCUGAAGAUAUGGAAAAAACGACUUUCAUCACUCCUUGGGGAACAUUUUGUUACAAAGUAAUGCCUUUUGGUCUGAAGAACGCUGGAGCGACCUACCAAAGAGCUAUGGUAACCCUAUUCCAUGACAUGAUACAUAAAGAGGUCGAAGUUUAUGUAGACGACAUGAUCGUUAAGUCACAAACAGAAGAAGAACAUAUUAUUGAUCUAAAGAAACUCUUCAAAAGACUUAGAAAGUUUAAGCUAAAGCUCAACCCCUCCAAAUGCACUUUUGGGGUGAGAUCGGGCAAAAUAUUGGGAUUUGUGGUUAGUCAGAGAGGAAUAGAGGUUGAUCCCGAUAAGAUUCGAGCCAUUGCAGAAAUGCCUCCCCCGAGUACAGAAAAAGAAGUUCGCGGUUUUCUUGGGAGACUAAAUUAUAUUUCAAGAUUUAUAUCACAACUAACUGCUACUUGUGAACCGAUAUUUAAACUUUUACGGAAAAAUCAAACAGUUUUGUGGAACCAAGAAUGUCAAAAUGCAUUUGAAAAAAUCCGACAAUAUUUGCAAAAUCCUCUAAUUCUAGCCCCACCAGUUCUGGGCCGACCCUUGAUUAUGUAUCUUACAGUCCUCGACGGGGACAUGGGAUGCGUACUGGGGCAACAUGAUGAAACAGGAAAAAAGGAGCAUGCCAUUUAUUAUCUAAGUAAAAAUUUUACAGAUGUUGAAACAAGAUAUACAAUGUUAGAACGUACUUGUUGUGCCUUAGCCUGGGCGGCUCAUCGCUUGAGGCAAUACAUGCUUUGCCAUACAUUUUAUUUGAUAUCCAAAAUGGAUCCAAUCAAGUACAUUUUUGAAAAGCCCGCUCUCACAGGGCGAAUUGCUCGAUGGCAGGUGAUGUUAUCAGAAUAUGAUAUUACAUAUGUUACUCAGAAAGCCAUCAAAGGGAGUGCCUUGGCAGAUUAUCUAGCUAAUCAACCUGUUGAUGAUUAUAAAUCAAUGCAAUGUGAAUUCCCAGACGAAAGUAUCAUGGUUUUGUCUGAAGAAUAUGAUGAUGGAAAAUUGACCUUGUUGUUCGAUGGGGCCUCAAACAUAAUGGGGCAUGGGAUUGGGGUUGUUUUAAUAUCUCCAAAAAAGAAGUUCAUACCUAUCACGGCGCGAUUGUGUUUUGACGCAGAAUAUGAAGCUUGUGCCAUGGGAGUUUUGGCGGCUUUGGAAUCAAAAGCAAAAGUUCUAGAAGUAUAUGGAGAUUCAGCCCUAGUCAUUAAUCAGCUUAACCAAGAAUGGGAAACUCGAGAUAAGAAGUUAAUACCUUAUUUUACCUACAUAAAAGAAUUGUCUUUAGAAUUUGACAAAAUCACGUUUCACCAUGUCCCUCGAGAAGACAAUCAAUUGGCUGAUGCUUUGGCUACUUUAUCAUCUAUGUUCCAAAUAAAUCGAAACGAUGAAAUCCCAUCAAUUAAAAUGGAGAGUCGAGAUUACCCAGCCUACUGCCAUGUCAUGGAAGAAGAAACUGACGGAAAACCGUGGUAUCACGACAUCAAACAUUAUCUUAUAAAUAGAGAAUAUCCUCCCGGAAUAUCGGAGAAUGAGAAAAGAACUUUGAGACGGUUAUCCGCGAGCUUUUUUGUGAACGAAAAUAUUUUGUAUAAGAGGAAUCACGAUAUGGUACUCCUCAGAUGUGUUGAUGUUAAUGAGGCGAAGGAAAUUCUACAAGAUAUCCACGAUGGCUCUUAUGGGAUCCAUAUGAAUGGACACGCCAUGUCUAGAAAGAUUCUUCGGGCCGGAUAUUAUUGGCUCACCCUAGAAAAAGAUUGUUAUAAUUAUGUAAAGAAAUGUUAUAAAUGUCAAAUAUAUGCUGAUAAUAUCCACGCCCCACCAGUGCCCCUGAACACCCUUUCAGCGCCCUGGCCAUUCUCAAUGUGGGGCAUAGACGUCAUCGGAAUGAUCGAACCGAAAGCAUCAAAUGGACAUCGCUUCAUCUUGGUGGCAAUUGAUUACUUUACCAAGUGGGUAGAGGCAGCUUCAUACGCCAAUGUAACCAAAAAUGUGGUAGUCAAAUUUAUAAAAAGGGAAUUAAUAUGUCGUUAUGGUCUACCAAGCAAGAUCAUUACUGACAAUGCCACAUAUUACCUUUAUAAUUUAACUCUUUUUCCUGAAUGCAUCUAUGAUUAUCAUGUAUUGGAAAGUAAAACAUAUUCCAUACCUCGAUACAAUGAAUUGCAAUAA